This is a messenger RNA of Thlaspi arvense, 621 nucleotides long. NCBI's taxonomy places the organism in Eukaryota, Viridiplantae, Streptophyta, Magnoliopsida, Brassicales, Brassicaceae. The record is from the annotation of a GenBank genome assembly.
AUGGAGACUCAAUCGAUCAAGGUACAUGUCAGUGCAAUCGCGACGCCUCAAGGUUCGUCAUUAGGGCUAUUAAGCACGGUGUUUAUAACCCUAAUUCGGGAGAUCGAGGAGUUUAUGGUAGACGAGGGUGAUGAUGGUCGUAUCUCGAGUCUCGGUUCUUACAAAGAUUCAUCUUCUCAAGACCAACAAAUCUUUCUCCGACUCCAGAACUUCGCACCGGACAACGUUCAUCAACCCAUCGAUAGCCAAUUCCACGAUCGCGUCUUGUCUCGGCUUAUAACUGAUCAGAUCGUUGACGAAUCGAAGCGGAAAGACUUGCCACAAGAGCCGUUGUUCGUGAAGGUGUUGGUCAAGUUGACACAGAAAGUGUACAUGGUGAUGCCUCCUUCUUCCACGACGGCGAAAAAAUCGGAGUCGGAUUUUUGCUGUGCGAUUUGUCUCGAGGAUAUGUCCGAGUCAGAGAAUCUCUGUCAGUUGCCUGAUUGUGGGCAUAUGUUUCAUGAGGGAUGUUUCGUAAAGUGGUUGGAUCGAGACAGAGACUCUUGUCCUCUCUGUCGCCAAUCGCAAAACCCAUCAACGAACAAGCCAAGUGAAGCUUUGGAGAAGUUAAGGGAGGCUUAA